Messenger RNA from Apaloderma vittatum (bar-tailed trogon), 897 nucleotides. It is a transcript of the gene G6PC1, whose product is annotated as glucose-6-phosphatase, catalytic subunit. Gene Ontology annotation, biological process: glucose 6-phosphate metabolic process; gluconeogenesis. The record is from RefSeq and is a predicted model, not a curated record. Gene Ontology annotation, cellular component: membrane. Lineage: Eukaryota; Metazoa; Chordata; Aves; Trogoniformes; Trogonidae. Bases 1 to 897 code for a protein of 298 amino acids. Gene Ontology annotation, molecular function: glucose-6-phosphatase activity. The transcript has 6 exons.
AUGGAGGCCGGCAUGAACCUCCCGCACCACGCGGGCAUCCAGGGGGGCAGCCAGGCGACACACUGGCUGCAGGAGCACUUCCAGGGCUCCCAGGACUGGUUCCUCUUCAUCUCCUUCGCUGCCGACCUCAGGAACACUUUCUUUGUCUUUUUCCCUAUCUGGUUCCACUUCAGCGAGUCGGUGGGUGUCAGGCUCAUCUGGGUGGCCGUGAUCGGUGACUGGCUCAACCUCGUCUUCAAGUGGAUCCUCUUUGGUGAGAGACCAUACUGGUGGGUCCAUGAGACGGAUUAUUACAGCAACACCUCUGCCCCAGAGAUCCAGCAAUUCCCGCUGACCUGCGAGACCGGUCCCGGGAGCCCCUCCGGUCAUGCCAUGGGUGCAGCAGGCGUGUAUUAUGUCAUGGUGACAGCCCUCCUCUCAGCUGCCAUGGGAAAGAAACAGUCAAGGACACUCAAAUACUGGGUGCUGUGGAUGGUGCUUUGGACGGGGUUCUGGGCAGUUCAGGUCUGUGUCUGCCUGUCCCGAGUCUUCAUUGCUGCCCACUUCCCCCACCAGGUCAUCGCGGGAGUCAUCUCAGGGAUGGCCGUGGCCAAGACUUUCCAGCACGUCCGCUACAUUUACCAUGCCAGCCUCCGCCAGUACCUGGGCAUCACCUUCUUCCUCUUCAGCUUCGCCAUGGGCUUCUACCUGCUGCUGCGGGUGCUCGGCGUGGACCUGCUCUGGACGCUGGAUAGGGCACGGAGGGGCUUUGAUCCCUCCAAGCCCCCCUCCCAUAUGCAGCUGCUCUUCUACAUCCUCUCCUUCUGCAAGAGCGCAGCCGUGCCACUGGCCACUGUUGGCCUCAUCCCCUACUGCAUCUCCCAGCUCCUGGUCACACAGGACAAGAAGGCUGUCUAG